AAUGUCGACGAUUCGGUUGUCCUCGAUCUUCUCUCGCUCAAACGGUAGCGCGGCCGAUGGAACCACCGAUGUCGAUAAGGAAUAUCAAAGCGUCAAUGGUACCAAUGUGCCCAAGAUUUUGCAGGAUUUUCGCAUGCAGAUCAAAAGAGGCGGCCCUAUCAGCCUGAACACUACUGCUAUGUCCGCCAUAGUCGACCUCAUUAGAAACAAGGAGUCCUUGGACGACAGAAAACUGCUGCUUGAACACGCCCUUGUGUUCGUCUCCCGACUCGAUGAAGGCCCCUUUGCCCAGACCAUGAGGAACAAGAUCAUUCAAUUAGUGUACAACGAUUUAGCGCAUCCUGCUGCGACGAGCAUUAGCAACAAGUAUGCCUGGCGUACUGCGGAUGGAUCGUACAACAAUAUUGAUAUUCCAGAUAUGGGAAAGGCCGGCACUCCAUAUUCAAGAUCGGUUCAGCAAGCGCACCCAUUGCCUCUGAACCAGCUUCCAGACCCUGGGCUAAUUUUUGACAGACUUCUACGAAGACAAGGGUUCAAGAAACAUCCCGGUGGUUUGUCCUCUUUGAUGUUCUCGUUCGCGACGCUCGUCAUCCACAGUGUGUUCCGAACUUCACAUCGGGACUGGAGCAUAAAUGAGACUUCUUCCUAUGUCGAUCUCGCUCCCCUUUACGGAAAUAAUCAGAAAGAGCAGGACCGGCUCCGGAUUCGAGAUGGCCGCGGACUCCUCUAUCCAGACGUCUUCUCCGAGGAUCGCUUGUUGCUGCUGCCACCUGCCGUCUGCACACUACUUGUGCUGUUCAGCCGUAAUCACAAGUAUAUUGCAAAGAAGCUGCUCGAGAUUAACGAGCGAGGAACGUAUAUCGACCCUGCCACGGUUUCCACGGACGAUCCUAUCAGCAAGGCAAAGCUAGUGGAGCAAGAAGAGGACAUAUUCCAGACCGCUCGUCUCAUUAACUGUGGCUGGUUUGGGAUGGUCGUUUUCUCUGAUUACUUCUCGUCCAUCCUCGGUCUUGUCAGGGAUGGCAGUAGCUGGAGUUUAACUCCCUUUGAGGAAAUGCGGAAGGAGGACCACUCCUUAUUUGAAAGGGGCAAAGGCAAUGUCUGCAGUGUUGAGUUCAAUUGCCUCUAUCGGUGGCACGCGACGACAAGUCGAGAGGACGAGCAGUGGACACAUGAAGUGUUCCGAAAGCUUUUCGGUGAUAAAUCACCGGAAGAAGUCACCGUCGAUGAUUUCAAAAGGGUGUCGUAUCAACUACAGAAAACUCAGCCACCAGUCACCGAGUGGCAUUUCGGGGGUCUCCAUCGACAGGCGGACGGAAACUUCAGAGAUGAAGAUCUUGCGAGGAUUCUGCAUGAUGGCACCGAGCACUCCGCUGCAGCGUUUGGGGCACGAGGCACGCCAGGCGCCAUGCGCUUGAAUGAAGUUAUGGGAAUUGAGCAGAGUCGGAAAUGGGGUGUUUGCUCUUUGAACGAUUUCAGAAAGUACUUGGGACUAAAAGCAUUCAAGACUUUCUUGGAAUGGAACUCCGACCCCGAAAUCGCAGAUGCGGCUGAAAAGUUGUACGGAAGCAUCGACUUACUCGAGCUCUAUGUUGGCUUGCAAGCAGAAGAAGCCAAGCCUCUAGUAGAUGGCGCAGGUCUCUGUCCUGGCUACACUGUCAGCCGGGCUAUUCUCAGCGACGCUAUCGCCCUUACUCGUGGCGAUCGAUUCUUCACGCACGAUUUCACCCCCUUCAACCUCACUUCCUGGGGCUUCGCCGAUUGUCAAAGAGAUCCCAACGCAUUUGGUUUCGGAAGUAUGCUAGGGCGUCUGUUCCUUCGUACUCUUCCCGACCAUUUCACUGAGAACAGUACCUACACGUUCUUCCCUCUCAUGACUCCGGAAUCCAUGGAGGUUAUUCUGAAGAAUUUAGAGGUUGCUGAUCAGUAUGAUCUGUCGAGGCCGAAGUUUAAGUCCGUCCCGGUCUUCGUCGAGGAUUACUCCCGAGUUUCAGCUAUUCUGAAGAACAAGGAAGGUUUUACAACGCCUUACAAGGCAAGGGUGGACAGAGUCAUCAAGGGCCCUGGAUUUUUCCCUGCGGAAGAUCAGCGGAAUCAACAAGCGAUCGUCAAAAUCCUCACAUCUCCUGAACAUUUCAACGACAUUGGCCAAUAUUUCUACACGAUGACAAAGAAACUCAUUGACGAGAAAUCAUAUGCUCUUGUGGGUGGCAAGACAUUGGGCGUCGACCUUGUCCGCCAGGUUGUCAGCGUUUUGCCCGCCUACUGGGUCGCUACAGAUCUGGCUGGAAUCGAACUGAAAACAAAGGAGUAUUCUGGUGGUGCUUACACGCCGCAAGAGCUUUACGAAGCCCUCGGUGAAAUCUACGGGUUUAUCUUCCUCGAUGUCGAGGCGUCAAGACUCAUGGUGCUAGAAGGCAAAGUCAAGGAACAUAUCAAGACUUUGCUGCGGUUGAUCAACGGACGCCUGGAUGGAGCUGUAGGCUCGAAGCUCUCCAUCGCCGGCAUCAUAGGGACGGUGUCUUCUAUGUUCUCGAAACACAAGAGCACAGAAUACCAUGACAUCGUGAAGCGCCUCUACGAACUUGGGGAGUCUACUGAUCAAUUGGCAAACACUAUUCUUGCGUUGAUGGUCACGGCUGGCACAGAGCUUGUGAUCGCUAUCACCAAUGCACUCAAUGUCUAUCUCGGAAGCGACCACGCACCCACCCUCACUGCCCUUGCCAAUAAAAGAGGCCAAUUUGAUGCCUAUGUGUAUGAAGUUCUUGGCAUCGAACCGACUUUCCGAGGCGUUUUCGGCGUUUUGACAAAAGAUCAGGUCAUCGACGGACAAAGCUUCAAGAAGAAUGACCGCGUCUUCCUAAACAUUGCAUCUGCAAACCUCGAGGAAAAGGUCUUCCCUGAUCCUUUUAGCAUUAGUUUAACGAGACCGGCCAAGGACAGGCUCUCCGCUGAUGGUGCCUUCAGCUACCUGGGUGAAGGGCUGACAGUCAAAGUAAAGCUGUCUUUUGACAUGCUACCAGCUGUGACUGACAAUGCACCACUCAACAGAUA
Molecule: messenger RNA, 3054 nt
Organism: Cyclocybe aegerita
Lineage: Eukaryota; Fungi; Basidiomycota; Agaricomycetes; Agaricales; Hemipholiotaceae
Source: the annotation of a GenBank genome assembly